Aphidius gifuensis is the source of this 2336-nucleotide messenger RNA. RefSeq names its product inositol polyphosphate 5-phosphatase K-like. NCBI's taxonomy places the organism in Eukaryota, Metazoa, Arthropoda, Insecta, Hymenoptera, Braconidae. Gene Ontology annotation, molecular function: phosphatidylinositol-4,5-bisphosphate 5-phosphatase activity. Gene Ontology annotation, biological process: phosphatidylinositol dephosphorylation. Gene Ontology annotation, cellular component: ruffle; cytoplasm; plasma membrane. The transcript has 7 exons. Bases 454 to 1755 code for a protein of 433 amino acids. The record is from RefSeq and is a predicted model, not a curated record.
GGCGGGAAUGACAACCAGCGCCACCACUCAGCUGUUUUUUGAACACAAAAUAAUAAUAAUAAAAGUGUUUUUUUAUUUUUUUUUUUAACGUCAAAAGUCAAAACACACACGUCAAAAAAAGAGACUUUGGAGUGCUUUCGAGUUUAUAGUUUUAUAAAUUCAUUUAAAUGUAAAAAAAGUGACAUUUAAGAGAAUGGAUCAAACUGUUAAAUGUGAAUGUAAAAAAAAUCAGUAUAUUUUUUACCAAAACAUAUUGUAGUCGAUAAUAAAUACAAGUAUUUACAAAAACAAAAAACAAAUAGAAAAAAAAUUUGAUUAUUAUUUAACUUUGACAAUGAAACUAUUUGCAAAGUCAAAAAAACAUUUAACAAAGUGAUGAAGUUUAUCUUUAAACAUAAACUCUUGAAAUAAUUAAUUUCUAAAAAUAAAAUUAGAAAAUCAAGGUCUUUAAAAAUGUCGUCUUCAACAAGUCAUAAAAUGAGGUUGUAUUUUGUUACAUGGAAUGUUGCAACAAAAUAUCCUGAACAAGAUCCAAACCAAAUGCUUGGAAUAAAUCAUAAUGAUACAAAAAAUAUGCCAGAUUUUUAUAUUGUUGGAUUGCAAGAGGUCAAAUCACAACCUCAGAAUAUUUUAAUUGAUUUCUUGACCGAGGAUCCAUGGACAAAAAUAUUCAAAGAGACAUUGAAAAAAUAUGAUUAUGUUAAAAUUCGUACACAAAGAUUACAGGGUCUUGUUUUAAAUGUUUUUUGUGUACGAAAACAUUUAGUACAUUUACGAAUGAUUGAAGCAAGAUACACUAGAACUGGUCUUGGAGGAAUGUGGGGAAAUAAAGGAGCUGUUAGUCUUCGUUUAAAUUUAUACGGUGUGAGUAUUUGCAUCGUAAAUACUCAUUUGACUCCUCAUGAUCAUCUUUUAACUGACAGAAUAUCUGAUUACAAUACUAUCCUCAGGGAGCACUCUUUUCAAGUACCUGAAACUCGUCAUAUCUUGUAUCAUGACUAUGUAUUUUGGAUUGGUGAUUUAAAUUUUCGACUAAAUGGACAAGACUUAACCGCUGAACUGAUUGACAAUUUAAUAAAAAAAAAAGAUCUCAAUAAACUUCUUAACAGAGAUCAAUUAAAAAUAGUUAUGGAACAUGGUGAUGCAUUUGCUGAACUUGUUGAAGAAAAAAUUACAUUUUCACCAACUUAUAAAUUUGAAUUUGCAUCACAAGACUAUGAUUUAAAACGUAGACCAUCAUGGACUGAUAGAAUUUUAUAUAAAGUUAAUACUGAUGUUUAUGAAGAUACAAAACUUGAAGCAAUUCAAAAAAAUUAUCAAAGUCAUCCAAGCUAUAUACAGUCAGAUCACAAACCAGUUACUGCUGAAUUUGAAAUAACGAUUAGACCAGAUUUCGAAAAACAUGAUGGUAUAAUAUUUCAAACAAUAUCAGAAUGGUUUAUUGAUGAACAAAAUUCAGCAUGUUACAGUUAUUUUGGUAAUUUUAAAUCUUCAAAUGUUGAUUGGAUUGGUUUAUAUCAAGAUGGUUUUUCUAGUCUUGAUGAAUACAUUGUUUAUGAAUACGUUAAUCGUACAAAUAGAACAAAUAAUAAUGAAUCAUCUGAUCCACGAUUACUUACUGAAAAAAUUUAUUUUAGUGAAAGUGUCUUAAAAACAGCUGGUAUGUAUCGACUAAUUUACGUUGCUCAACAAGGUGAUGUUGUAUCAGUUUUAGGUAUCAGUCCACCAUUUCCAGGACAUCGAAGAAUUCAAUAGAAUUUAUAAUAGCAUAUUUUUAAUUAAUUACAAUUUUAUUUUCAAGUAUUAAAUGAACAAAUUUUUUAAGGGUUAAAUUAUGAACAAAUUAAUAUGGUACCUGUUUAGAAUGUUAUAUUUUACUUAAUUGAUUUCUUUGUUCAAUUAAGAAUUAUUAUUUUAUUUUUUUUUCAUUAAAAAAAAAUUGUUAUGAUCAAUUUUAGUGCAUAUUCAUAUGAAUAUUUUUAAAAGUAUUUUUGUAAGUGAUGAUAAAAAUUAUUGGAUUCAUUGCUAUAACAUAACUACUGAUGUUUAAUUACAUUGACAACAAAAAGUGACUUUGUUUACAUUCCUAUGACUUGAAAAAAAAGUGUGCGGUUAGAAGCUUUAUCGUUACUAAAUGUUAAUUUUUUUAACUAUAUUUUUUUGGGAAUUGUUAAUUAUUUGACAUGCUUAAUAGUUUUUAUUUAUAAUAAUGCAUAGUUUAAAUUUGUAUCAUUAGGGAAACAGGGAAAUAUAUGAAAUAUUAUUAGAAAUAUUAAAUUUUGUAUUUAGGAGGCAGAUUGGAAUUGAAACAAUAAAAAUAAAAAUGAAUAAUUAUU